AUGCGUCUCUCCUUCUCUACCUCUUUACUCGCCUUCUAUGCCGUCGGCAUACAGCAAGCGCUAGCAGCACCAGCCUUGGAUGAUCUUGACGGUAUUGAGACGGGUAUGGAGGCUCUGAACAUCACUAAAAGCCUGGUGGCUCGUGCUGCUGGCGAUACCCAGAACAACCCUAUUCUUGCUGAUCUAACGGUCACGGGGCAAAGCCAACUGCCUUUUGACGCUGACUGCUACGCCAUUCUUUGCCUGGGUGCCCCUGACGUCUUUCAGCGGGUUGACCACAAGCAGGACACUAUAAACCGCAGGAGGGCCGGAACCUGUAGGAGCCCGUUUAAGAAGAACAGACAGAAACUGACCCUUCCCGCACCUUACCCAACCUGGGGCAACGGACAGCACUUUGACUCGCCGGAAGAAUUCCCCUUUGCCUCAACCAGUCAGGGCGGACCGGGCGCCUACCUGAUCCCCGUAAACCUCGCAUCCCAGAGCGCUCAGGGAGGUGUGCUAUCGACCUUUCUCAGGAAGAACAACGUCAAGAUGUUUAAUCCUAAGAGCACGGACCCCAAUGCCGCCGACGGUACCUGGUAUAAGAUUAAAAAUUGGAAAGGCGACUUGGGCCCUUACUGCACUGCUUUGAUGAAGAGCCCACCUGAUACGUCUGUCUGCAAGGCCACGUCUAUCACAGCUGGUGAUUGGGGGUUUGAUAUUGGCAACUUUGUUUAUCAGCUCGACUCUGCCGGGAAGACGUUUAAACCUGUUCCCAAGAAACCGUAA
Messenger RNA from Cordyceps fumosorosea ARSEF 2679, 768 nucleotides. RefSeq lists its product as hypothetical. Lineage: Eukaryota; Fungi; Ascomycota; Sordariomycetes; Hypocreales; Cordycipitaceae. Bases 1 to 768 code for a protein of 255 amino acids. The record is from RefSeq and is a predicted model, not a curated record. The transcript is spliced from 4 exons.